CCUGUUUUCUCUGGAGGAAUCAUUUGAAUUCAAAUGGGUGAUGGGUUUUGAGUGGCUUCAUCAAAUUGAAGUCACUUGGCCUACCAAAAAGUGGGGGAAAAUGCCUAUUCUUGCUGUCCAUAAAGAGCAGAAGCAAAAGUUUGGUAGCUUUACCAUAAAAGAAUUGAAUGGGUGAAAGCAAAACAGAGGUGGAAUCAAUUGUGAGAGAAGAAGGAGAAGCUGAGAAGAAUCAUCUCAUGGCUGGUGGUGCAGUCACUUCUAUACCUCUUCUCACUCCAUACAAGAUGGGAAAGCUUCAACUUUCUCACAGAGUGGUUUUGGCACCUUUGACAAGACAGAGGUCUUACAACAACGUCCCUCAACCACAUGCUAUUUUAUAUUACUCUCAAAGAACCACCAAAGGGGGGUUGCUCAUAACUGAAGCCACAGGUGUUUCUGACACUGCUCACGGACUCCCGCAUACUCCUGGUAUUUGGACAGAAGAGCAGGUAGAAGCCUGGAGACCUAUAGUGGAUGCUGUUCAUGCAAAGGGUGGUGUCUUCUUUUGCCAGAUUUGGCAUGUGGGAAGGGCGUCCUCUUCUGAGUUUCAGCCAAAUGGGCAGGCUCCCAUCUCAUCCACAGACAAACCACCAGAGGCACUUGUUGGCCCAGAUGGUGCUGUUCAAAUGGAGUUCACACCUUCAAGACGGUUAAAGACGCAUGAAAUCCCUCAAAUCGUUAAUGAUUUCAGAAUUUCUGCUAGAAAUGCUAUAGAAGCUGGCUUUGAUGGAGUUGAGAUUCAUGGGGCUCAUGGCUACCUACUUGACCAGUUCAUGAAAGACCAAGUAAAUGACCGAACAGAUGAAUAUGGUGGAAGCUUACAAAAUCGUUGUCACUUCCCUCUAGUAGUAGUUGAGGCUAUUGUAAAUGAGAUUGGAGCUGAUAAAGUUGGGAUGAGGCUCUCACCUUUUGCUGAUUAUAUGAAUUCUGGAGACUCAAAUCCGGAAGCUCUUGGCCUUUACAUGGCUGAAGCCCUUAACAGAUACAGUAUUCUGUAUUGCCACAUGGUAGAGCCAAGUAUGAUUAAAGGUGGGGAAAAGGCUGAAACUCCCCACAGUCUUCUACCCAUGAGAAGGGCUUUCAAUGGCACUUUUAUUGCAGCUGGGGGCUAUGAUAGGGAAGAUGGGAACAGAGCAAUUGCUACCAACUACUCAGAUCUUGUGGCUUAUGGUCGCUUCUUCUUGGCCAAUCCAGAUUUGCCAAGGAGGUUUGAGCUUAAUGCUCCUCUUAACAAGUACAAUAGAGCAACAAUGUACAUACCUGAUCCCGUAAUCGGUUACACUGACUAUCCAUUUCUUGAUUCUACAACUCCAAUUUCAGAAUAAUAAGAGAGGUUCAGUGAGUUGAGCAUUUGAAAGGAUUUUGAUAGUUUUGUUGUUUCCUCCCCUCUCCCUCCCUCCUCGCUUCCCAUUAGGAUCUUUUAUGUAUUGUAGAAGUGAUUUGACAAUUUUUCUGUUUCAUUCCUCACCCUCCACUCCACCUCCUUGUGGAUCCAUGUAGCUGACCACAUUUAGUUGGAAUAAGGCUGAUUAUUGUUAUUGUUGUAUGUAUUGUAGAAGUGAAGAAAUAUUCAAUCUAAUGAUCAUGCCCCAGUAGUAUGCAA
Messenger RNA from Macadamia integrifolia, 1642 nucleotides. Its product is annotated as putative 12-oxophytodienoate reductase 11. The record is from RefSeq and is a predicted model, not a curated record. Gene Ontology annotation, molecular function: FMN binding; oxidoreductase activity. The transcript is spliced from 5 exons. Lineage: Eukaryota; Viridiplantae; Streptophyta; Magnoliopsida; Proteales; Proteaceae. The coding region runs from base 168 to 1364 and encodes 398 amino acids.